AUGCCCAUCUCCAUCUUCAAUAACUUGUCCUCGUUACAACAGCUCGACCUCAGCGAAAACCAGCUCUCAGGAAGAAUACCAAGAGAAAUUCGGAACUUGACAAAGCUCAAUGAGUUGCUUCUUAAUGAUAACAUCUUAUCCCAGGAAAUACCAGAGGAGAUUGGUAAUUAUAAAGAAAUGGAGGAGCUGAAUAUUGAAUCCAAUGAGCUAGAGGGGCCAAUUCCUUUUGUCAUCUUCAACAUGUCUUCACUAAAAACUUUGGGUUUCAGUUCCAAUAAUCUAUCAGGAAGCCUUCCACAUAAAAUUUGUCAAAAUCUUCCUCAUCUGCAAGGUCUACAUAUGUCUUACAAUCAGCUCUCUGGACCCAUUCCAUCAGAAUGGUUUCAAUGUAAAGAGCUGAUUACCAUAUCAUUGUCAUACAAUUACUUCAGUGGGAGGAUACCCGCAGGCAUUGGUAACUUGCCAAAGCUGAGAAAGCUCUAUCUUGGCGACAACAUCUUGAGUGGAGACAUUCCCGUGGAGAUUGGUAACAUUAAAAUACGGGAAGAGAUGGUUUUUGAAGCCAAUGCACUAACAGGGUCAAUUCCUUUAGUCAUAUUCAACAUGUCUUCUUUGAUAACUUUGGGUUUAUAUGGUAAUAAAUUAUCAGGUAGUCUUCCAGACAAUAUAUGUGAUAAUCUUCCUGCCUUAAAAAUACUAUCUUUGGCUCAUAAUCAGCUUGCUGGACCAAUUCCAUCACAAUGGUUGCAAUGCAAAGAGCUUCAGUUUUUGUAUUUCAACUUAAAUCAUUUUGCUUGUAGCAUACCUGCAAGUAUUGGAAAUUUGACAAAGUUGAAGGUGCUCGAUCUUGCUGACAACAACUUGAAAGACUUUCCAAAGGAGAUUGGUAAUUUAAUAGAGCUUGAGGAGUUGUGGGUAGAAACAAAUGCGCUCAAAGGGCCAUUGCCUUUAUUCAUCUUCAACCUGUCUUCUUUGCGAACUUUGGAUUUCUCUAAAAAUAGACUAUCAGGUAGUCUACCGGAUAAUAUAUGUCAUAAUCUUCCUAAUCUACAAUAUAUGCGAUUGUUUCAGAAUCAGCUUGCUGGUUCCAUUCCAUCACAAUGGUUUCAAUGUAAACAUCUUCAAACUUUGUUAUUAUCAUACAAAAAUUUUACUGGGGGAAUUCCUACAAGAAUUGGAAACUUGACAAACUUGAAGAAGCUGGAUCUUGGGUACAACAACUUGACAGGUAUCAUACCAAAAGAGAUUAGUCAUCUAUCUAAUUUGGAGACAUUGGUGUUGCAAGUUAACAAUCUCAACGGUCAAAUCCCAUUUGAAAUCUUUAACAUCUCUACCAUAAAGGAAGUUGGGUUGACAGAAAAUCAAUUAUUUGGUCAUUUUCCAUCAACCACAAAUUUCCCACUUCAAAACCUUGAGGAACUUGUUAUAGGAUUGAAUAGUUUCAGUGGGUCAAUACUCAGUUUUAUCUCCAAUGCUUCUCAACUUGAGAGACUUGAUGUGGGACACAAUUCAUUUUCUGGCUCUCUGACUCAUACUAUUGCUAACUGCAAAGACUUGAAAAGAUUGGCGUUAACAAAUAACCGGUUGGAUUCAGUGCUUCCAAACUCCAUUGGAAAUAUCACUUCUCUCCAAUAUUUUACAAUAAGUAAUUGCGUAAUGAGAGGCAACAUUCCAAGAUAUUUUGGAAACUUAACUAGCUUAACAACCCUAAGCUUAGAUUACAAUGAAUUCAGUGGAUCAAUCCCACCUUCUAUUGGAAGAUUGCAUAAGCUCCAAGGUUUAUAUCUUAAUGACAAUAAGUUACGAGGACUUAUCCCUUCUGAAAUUUGUCAAUUAGAUAGCUUGGUGGAAUUAAUUUUGGCUAAUAAUAUGUUUUUUGGGCAUAUUCCUGCAUGUUUGGGAAAUCUUAAAUCUCCAAGAAGUCUCUCACUCAACUCCAAUGAGUUGAAUUCCACAAUACCAACCUCACUUUGGAGCCUUGAAUACAUUUUGGAACUUAACAUGUCAUCCAAUUCUCUUGUUGGAUCUUUACCUCUUGGUAUUGGAAGCUUGAAGGUCUUGCUGGAAUUAGAUUUAUCAAAGAACAAGUUAUCCGGUAAUAUCCCUGACAACAUUGGAGGUCUUAAAUCUUUGGUCAAUCUUUCCUUGGCAAGAAAUAGAUUUGAAGGUCCUAUUCCUACAUCACUUGGCACUUUGAUAAGUGUAGAAGUCUUAGAUUUAUCAAGAAACAACCUAUCUGGAACAAUUCCCAAAUCACUAGAGACACUGUUGAGAUUAGAUUACUUCAAUGUAUCUUUCAAUCAGUUACAAGAAGAAAUACCAACUGCAGGAGCUUUUACAAAUUUUUCAAGUUUGUCAUUUCUACAGAACAAUGCUCUUUGUGGUGAACCUCGAUUAGAAGUCCCACCAUGCAAAACUAGUGGGGAAACUCGAAGUGCUUGGAAGUAUAUUGUUGCAGGGUUGGCAUCAGCAAUAUUUAUAUCGUUGCUCUUAUAUUUGUUUAUGAGACACAAAAAUAUUGACAAUGCAAGUGAGACUGACUUGUUUUCUGUCGCAGAAUUGAGAAAAAUUUCAUACAGAGAACUUAUUCAGGCAACGGAUGGAUUCAGUGAAACAAACUUACUUGGUUCAGGGAGUUUUGGCUCUGUAUAUCUGGGAAAACUCAAUGAUGGAAUGAAUAUUGCAAUAUAA
Messenger RNA from Ziziphus jujuba (common jujube), 2691 nucleotides. Its product is annotated as LRR receptor-like serine/threonine-protein kinase GSO1. Bases 1 to 2691 code for a protein of 896 amino acids. Lineage: Eukaryota; Viridiplantae; Streptophyta; Magnoliopsida; Rosales; Rhamnaceae. Gene Ontology annotation, biological process: protein phosphorylation. The transcript has 7 exons. Gene Ontology annotation, molecular function: ATP binding; protein kinase activity; protein binding. The record is from RefSeq and is a predicted model, not a curated record.